AUGUCCGGGUGGUGGAGCUACAAGUUCUGCUACGGCCAGGACAUCGUCCAGUUCCAUGCCCUACCGAACAACGUCAAGGGAGGCCUUCCCGUUAGAGAUCCGCAUAGCCAGGAAUACGUGUUGGGAAGGGUGCAACAACACCAGCAUCAAUCGCAGCCGAACAAGCGCGAAGGGCAAUGGAAGGGCGAACAGGCCCCUCUUCAACAGCAGGCGAACACGCCGCCCAAUACAGAGCUACAGAUCAAGGGCGACCAGCGAUAUCUAGUACAGCGCAUGGAAAGCGGGACAGUUUGCGACUUGACCGGCCGAGACAGGACGAUUGAAGUGCAGUAUCACUGCAAUCCAGGCUCAAUGGGUGAUCGCAUUGGCUGGAUCAAAGAGAUCACAACAUGCUCCUACCUGAUGCUGGUUCAAACCCCUCGGCUCUGCGAGGACGCCGCUUUCCUGCCCCCUAAGGAGACUAGGGCACACCCUAUCAGCUGCCGACUCAUCAUAGGCUCAGACGAAGAGGCAGCUGCCUGGCACCAGCGUAAGACACUAGAAGCGAGGGAAGCAAUGGGCGUUGGCGACAAGGAGCACCUAGAGGUGGCGCAGGCUGGACAACAAAAACUCGAGAAUGGUGGGCAGAGAACCCCGGCACAGCAGCCAAACCAGUUCAAGGGUAUGCAGGUGGGAGGUGUGAUUAUUGGGAGUGGCCAGCGUAGCAACACCGAAGAUGGACAGCCACUGCCGAAGCUCAAGCCGCCACGCAACUUCGUCUCUGGGAAGAUAUCUGGUGGGCCGCUUGUCGAGGUCCUCGCCCACGCCAAGAGUAAGGCUGAUGGCGGCAAGGUGGAGGUGAUGAGCGAGGAAGAGAUCGAGAAGCUAAACCUCAACCCCGAGGCCAUUGAAGAGUUUCAGCGGGAGUUGCAAAAGCUUGCUGGUGAUAAGGGGUGGAAGUUGGAAGUUGUCGAGGUUCCUGGCGAGAUUCCUGAGAUUCGAGGCGUAGUGGAAACCGAUGAGAAACAAGGCAGCGAUGACAAGGAGAACGAGAAGGUCAAGGAUGGCAAAGAGGGCGAGGGAAGUGAAGAGAAGUUCUUCAAAGAAGAAUUGUAA
Phaeoacremonium minimum UCRPA7 is the source of this 1095-nucleotide messenger RNA. Its product is annotated as putative glucosidase ii beta subunit-like protein. Gene Ontology annotation, cellular component: endoplasmic reticulum lumen. The record is from RefSeq and is a predicted model, not a curated record. Bases 1 to 1095 code for a protein of 364 amino acids. The transcript has a single exon. Gene Ontology annotation, biological process: retrograde protein transport, ER to cytosol; endoplasmic reticulum unfolded protein response. NCBI's taxonomy places the organism in Eukaryota, Fungi, Ascomycota, Sordariomycetes, Togniniales, Togniniaceae.